Messenger RNA from Ceratotherium simum simum (southern white rhinoceros), 3402 nucleotides. The record is from RefSeq and is a predicted model, not a curated record. NCBI's taxonomy places the organism in Eukaryota, Metazoa, Chordata, Mammalia, Perissodactyla, Rhinocerotidae.
UCGACUUCCGGCGUGGAGGCUUGUCACGUGCCCGGAUAUGGGAAGUGGUGGCGGAACGGCCGCGUCCUGUCCACCGCUCAAUUGAGGGGAGCAUCUUUGUCGCGGUGGUUGCCCCAGCCGCAUCCGGUCUCCGUCUGGGAGGACGCGCCUCGGCACAGCCGGGCUCGGUCCGGUCUUGCGCUGAGUAAAGAUGACAGCAAUCAAGCAUGCGUUACAGAGAGACAUUUUUACACCAAAUGACGAACGCCUGCUGAGUAUUGUCAAUGUCUGCAAAGCAGGGAAAAAGAAAAAGAACUGUUUUUUGUGUGCCACAGUGACAACUGAACGCCCUGUGCAAGUGAAGGUCGUCAAAGUCAAGAAAUCUGAUAAAGGAGAUUUCUACAAAAGGCAGAUUGCUUGGACCCUUCGAGACCUUGCUGUGGUAGAUGCCAAGGAUGCUAUUAAAGAAAAUCCUGAAUUUGAUUUACAUUUUGAAAAAAUAUAUAAAUGGGUUGCCAGCAGCACUGCUGAAAAGAAUGCAUUUAUUUCAUGCAUUUGGAAAUUGAAUCAGCGAUAUCUCCGGAAGAAAAUUGACUUUGUCAAUGUUAGCUCACAGCUUUUGGAAGAAUCUGUUCCAAGUGGAGAAAAUCAGAGUGUGACAGGAGGUGAUGAAGAAGUGGUAGAUGAAUACCAAGAGUUAAAUGCACGAGAAGAGCAAGAUAUUGAAAUAAUGAUGGAAGGCUGUGAAUAUGCUAUCUCUAACGCUGAGGCCUUUGCAGAAAGGUUGUCCAGAGAGCUGCAGGUGCUAGAUGGGGCCAACAUCCAGUCAAUCAUGGCCUCUGAAAAGCAAGUGAACAUCCUGAUGAAGUUGCUGGAUGAGGCUCUAAAGGAGGUGGAUCAGAUUGAAUUGAAACUGAGCAGUUAUGAGGAAAUGCUCCAAAGUGUAAAAGAACAAAUGGAUCAGAUCUCUGAAAGCAACCACCUAAUUCAUCUUAGUAACACCAAUAAUGUAAAACUCCUGUCCGAGAUAGAGUUCCUUGUGAACCACAUGGACUUGGCCAAAGGUCAUAUAAAGGCUCUUCAGGAAGGAGAUCUUGCUUCUUCCAGAGGCAUUGAAGCCUGCACCAAUGCCGCAGACGCCCUUCUGCAGUGCAUGAAUGUAGCUCUUCGACCAGGCCAUGACAUGCUUCUGGCAGUCAAAGAGCAGCAGCAGCAUUUCAGUGAAUUGCGAGAGCAGUUUGCCCGGAGACUGGCCAAUCACCUCAACAAUGUUUUUGUUCAACAGUUUACUCAGGCCCUCCUUCAACUCUAUAACAGGUCCUACUUUCUUUCGGUGCCUGGUCACGAUCAGAGUUCAACUCUUGCUCAGCACUCCGUUGAACUGACUUUACCCAAUCAUCAUCCAUUUCAUAGAGACUUGCUCCGAUAUGCCAAGCUGAUGGAGUGGCUAAAGAGUACAGAUUAUGGAAAAUAUGAGGGACUAACAAAGAAUUACAUGGAUUAUUUAUCACGACUGUAUGAGAGAGAAAUUAAAGAUUUCUUUGAAGUUGCAAAGAUCAAGAUGACUGGCACAACUAAAGAAAGCAAGAAAUUUGGUCUUCAUGGAAGUUCUGGGAAAUUAACUGGAUCUACCUCUAGUCUAAAUAAACUCAGUGUUCAGAGUUCAGGGAAUCGCAGAUCCCAGUCAUCUUCCUUGUUGGAUAUGGGAAACAUGUCUGCCUCUGAUCUUGAUGUUGCCGACAGAACCAAAUUUGAUAAGAUCUUUGAACAGGUGCUAAGUGAACUGGAACCCCUGUGUCUGGCAGAACAGGACUUCAUAAGUAAAUUUUUCAAGCUACAGCAGCAUCAAAGUAUGCCUGGAAGUAUGACUGAAGCAGAGGACCUAGAUGGAGGAAUGUUAUCACGGCAACAUAAUUCUGGCGCACCACUGCCUAUUUCGUCUGAGAAAGAUAUGAUCCGCCAAAUGAUGAUUAAAAUAUUUCGCUGCAUUGAGCCAGAACUGAACAAUCUCAUUGCUUUAGGAGACAAAAUUGAUAGCUUUAACUCCCUUUACAUGCUAGUCAAGAUGAGUCAUCAUGUGUGGACUGCGCAAAAUGUGGACCCUGCUUCUUUUCUAAGUACUACAUUGGGAAAUGUUUUGGUGACUAUCAAAAGGAACUUUGACAAAUGCAUUAGUAACCAAAUAAGGCAAAUGGAAGAAGUAAAGAUCUCAAAGAAGAGUAAAGUAGGAAUUCUUCCAUUUGUUGCUGAAUUUGAAGAAUUUGCUGGACUUGCAGAAUCAAUCUUUAAAAAUGCUGAGCGUCGUGGAGAUCUAGAUAAAGCAUAUACUAAACUUAUCAGAGGAGUGUUUGUUAAUGUGGAGAAAGUAGCAAACGAAAGCCAGAAGACCCCCAGGGAUGUAGUUAUGAUGGAAAACUUUCACCAUAUUUUUGCAACACUUUCUCGUUUGAAAAUCUCAUGUCUAGAAGCUGAAAAAAAAGAAGCCAAACAAAAAUACACAGAUCACCUUCAGUCUUAUGUCAUUUACUCUUUAGGGCAACCUCUUGAAAAACUAAACCAUUUCUUUGAAGGCGUUGAAGCUCGUGUAGCACAGGGUAUAAGAGAGGAAGAAGUAAGCUAUCAACUUGCAUUUAACAAACAAGAACUUCGUAAAGUUAUUAAAGAGUAUCCUGGAAAGGAAGUGAAAAAAGGUUUAGAUAACCUCUACAAGAAGGUGGAUAAGCAUUUGUGCGAAGAGGAGAACUUACUCCAGGUGGUGUGGCACUCCAUGCAGGAUGAGUUUAUCCGCCAGUACAAGCACUUUGAAGGUUUGAUAGCUCGCUGUUACCCUGGGUCUGGUGUUACAAUGGAAUUCACUAUUCAGGACAUUCUGGAUUAUUGCUCCAGCAUCGCACAGUCCCACUAAACCUUAUGAAAUGAGAAAAGUUAAAUGAAGAAAGCGCUCUGAGUACAUUAUUCAAAAAUAUCAAGCACCUGUUGUGAAAACCCAGACUUGAAAUUUCAUGUAUUAUUAAAUGUCAGGUAAAUGGGUAAUACCAUAUUGUAAGUAUUCAAGAGCAAAAGUACUAACCUGUGUAGCAGUUUUAUUUGCCUAAUAGGUUGAGUACUAACAUAAAGCAUUUAUCUCAUCAUAAAAUGCCUUUAGCCUUUUUCUAUGACUGAAGAGGAAAUUUUCCUUGAUUCCUUAGCUUCUUGUAUUUGAGAAUGGUUAUCCUAUGUGUAAUGCAUUGAGAGUUCUUCAGCUUUCACUAAUUCAGUAUUGUUUACAAAUCAUGUAACUACUAAAAUAUUGUACAGAAUUUUUUCCUUCUAACUAAUGUGUAUAUGGAUAAGGGAUCUUGUGAUGAUCAGUUGUAAACUUGGAUUUUGAGGAUUAUGUGACUCUGUGUAGUUAUGAUUCUGAAAUAAAGAAAUUUUCAAAAA